Molecule: messenger RNA, 2780 nt
Organism: Labrus bergylta (ballan wrasse)
Lineage: Eukaryota; Metazoa; Chordata; Actinopteri; Labriformes; Labridae
Source: RefSeq, a predicted model, not a curated record
AUUUUGUCUCUUUGUUUUUUUUUGUUGUUUCAUGAUUUGUUUUUCAUCACACAUACCAGUGAGGGAAGUAACUUGACCCCGGCGCAUCACUAUCCCGACUUCCGCUUCAAGACCUACGCUCCGCUGGCCUUCAGAUACUUCAGGGAUCUGUUUGGCAUCAAACCAGAUGACUACCUGUACUCAAUGGUGAAUGAGCCUCUCAUCGAGCUAACCAACCCGGGGGCCAGCGGCUCUCUCUUCUACCUAACUAGCGAUGACGAGUUCAUCAUUAAAACCGUCCAGCACAAAGAGGCCAAGUUUCUGCAGAGACUGCUGCCUGGAUACUACAUGAACCUGAACCAGAAUCUACGCACACUACUGCCCAAGUUCUACGGACUCUACUGCAUCCAGUCCGGAGGAAUCAACAUCCGACUGGUGGUGAUGAACAAUGUGCUGCCGCGCUCCGUCAAAAUGAACUACAAAUACGACCUGAAGGGAUCAACCUACAAGAGACGAGCGUCCAGGAAGGAGAGAGAGAAGGCCUCUCCGACCUACAAAGACCUGGAUUUUCAGGACAUGCAUGAAGAAGGGCUUUACUUUGACCCGGAGACAUACAACAACCUAAUGAAGACCCUGCAGAGAGACUGUCGGGUGCUGGAGAGUUUUAAGAUCAUGGACUACAGCCUACUGCUGGGUGUUCACAUCCUGGACCACAGCCAGAGAGAGGGGGGUGAGCCAGGCCAGGCAGGGGGGGACGGGAGGAGACCUGUGGGUCAGAGGGUGCUUUACUCCACCGCCAUGGAGUCCAUCCAGGGAGACGGCAAGGCAGCUGAAGCUCUCACCACAGACGACACGAUGGGUGGCAUCCCCGCCAAAACACACAAAGAGGAAAAGCUUCUCAUCUUCCUGGGUAUCAUCGACAUUCUACAGUCGUAUAGGUUCAUUAAAAAGUUGGAACACUCGUGGAAAGCUCUGGUGUAUGAUGGCGACUCAGUGUCGGUGCACAGGCCCGGGUUUUAUGCCAGCCGCUUCCUCAAGUUCAUGAGCACACGGGUCUUCAGGAAGAACCAACCACUUCGAUUCUCCCCUUCAAAGAGGACUCGUACAUCCAUCCCGGCUCUGAAGUCUUCCUCACAGGAGAUCCUUUCAUCACAGGCGGAUGAGAGGAACGAGGAGGACAGGAGGGUCAGGCUGGGAGGAGCGUGCAGUCUGGCAAGUCUGGAUGGACAAGUUGUGUUUGAUUCGUACGAUCGUCCUGAUCUGGUCCCUGCCAUCCCGUCUUUCUACGAGGGCUCCUCCAUGGGAACCAUCUCCACCUCCUCCAUCUUUGUCAACGUAGACAACCAAACAGAAGAGAGAGAGGACGUUGGGUCCAGCUCCACGUUCACCCUGGAGGACAGCGCUAUCUGCCUCAAUUCGGAGCAAAGCACCAUGGACGUGGACAUAGACCGUGAUGACGGAUCAGUUCUGGAUGUGUACUUGUGAAAGGAGCAGUUUUACAACCUUCAUUUCCUCCUGCCAAUCAUAAGACAAUCCCCUCACUCCAUUGGACAGACCAGGCUGGCCUUUGACUCCACUUUCAGUGCUGCUACAUUCAUUUUGCCACACAAACUGCCAACACAUGAAAAGACUGAGAAUCCUCUCCUGUUCAUGGACUGAAAGACAACACAGAGACACAGUGCUGGACAUCAGCUGAAACCAUGACAUAUCAUGCAAUGUGAUGAACGUCAUACUGAACUGAGAGCCGCUUUUAGAGCACGAGUCAACGCAGUGCCAUUUAGUUUUAUAAUAGGUAAACUGUUCUCAAUGCCUUCACAGAGACCUAAAGAUUUGUUAUAUCAACUGUCUAUAUGAGGAGGGGGUAGAGACAUUUCUUUAAAUGAUUUUUUUUCUACAGACCAGAAAUAGAGACUUUCAAAGUUUUUAUCUGCAUUAGAAGCUGAUCAGAGGAGUUUACGAUGAAUUUAUAAAGGCAUCUUUGUCCCUGAUGAACGGGGACGUGUGGUCACAACAUGGAAACAAUCUGUAUGUGAAUCCCCGAGCCAAUACAGAUGAGAAAGGGCUGAUCUGAACAGAUGGGAUGAAACAUAGGAGUACAAACACCGACUGUGAUUUGGCAGAAGUGGUCCUAUUUCUCCUAUCCUUUUAUUCCUUGAACCAGUGGCCUUGGCGAUGGGCUGCUGUAAAGUGAAGUGAGUAAAGACAGUUACUGGCUGUUUGAUCGACCACAGAGCGGAGAUGCUGCACUCGCUUUUGAUUUAAAAAAAGCACUUUUGACAUUGGUUGUGAAUGAUUACUGUAAGACAUAUUUUUCUCUGAAGGAGUUGCUUAGGUGGUAGGCUACCUGGCAUAAGCACAGAUUUGGAUAUGUGAAUAUGCACUUUUCUUUUUUUUCUCUUUUUACUCUACAAAUGCAACCUCUGUAAGUCAUCGAUACUACAUGUACAGAGAGAGUUAAGGAUCAUUGUGGAUCAUUUUUGAUGUGGAGCUUCUAGUUUUGUGAGGUUUGCGUCAUGACUGAAAUGCCUUUACUCAGGAUAUCCUUUGAUACUGAAUAAGUGUGUCCUCUUCACAAGUUAUGAGACAUGCAUCCUUCACUCAGACGCUGUCCGAUACCUCUUCAUCAAAACAUUUCCAAACAUAAAUGUUGAAUUCCAUGAUCACGUGUUGGUUCAGAUCAUAAUUUAUUGUGUAAAAAUCAAUAUUUUACCAUCUGCUGCAAAAUACCUUCAUCGCUGAAUGUAAAGACAAUGCAUAUUUAUAUCUAGAAGAGACUCCUAUAAAUAAACGGCUCAAUUACA